Messenger RNA from Neoarius graeffei (lesser salmon catfish), 2421 nucleotides. It is a transcript of the gene cdh15, whose product is annotated as cadherin 15, type 1, M-cadherin (myotubule). The coding region runs from base 1 to 2421 and encodes 806 amino acids. Gene Ontology annotation, biological process: cell morphogenesis; calcium-dependent cell-cell adhesion; multicellular organism development. Lineage: Eukaryota; Metazoa; Chordata; Actinopteri; Siluriformes; Ariidae. Gene Ontology annotation, cellular component: plasma membrane; adherens junction; catenin complex. Gene Ontology annotation, molecular function: calcium ion binding; cadherin binding. The record is from RefSeq and is a predicted model, not a curated record. The transcript is spliced from 14 exons.
AUGGCAGACAAGCUGCUGGUGGGAGUGUGUGUGUUGGUGGCAUCUUUGGGUCAGGUUAUGAGUAGCCCCCAGUCGAGGAGAAAUAACCUGAACCCAGAUGUGCUGUAUCCCUGGAGAAUGAAGACUACAGGUCUGGGCCGGGUAAAGAGAGACUGGAUCAUUCCACCCAUCCGUGUUUCUGAGAACAGCAAGCAGGUCCCUGAAUAUCUGGUCCAGAUCAAAUCAGACAAGGUUUUCACUGGAGAGGUGAUCUACAAGCUGGAGGGCCCUGGGGUCGACCAGGAGCCUAAGGACCUCUUCGAAAUAGAUGAUAAAACAGGAUGGAUUAAGAGCAAGAAGCCCCUGGACAGAGAGACUCAUAAGAGCUUCACGCUUAAAGCCUUUGCCCUGUCGCCCAGUGGAGAGCGGCUGGAGAACCCCACCACCAUCGAGAUCUAUGUACUGGACCAGAAUGACAACAGACCCACUUUUAUCAAAGACGAGUUCAUUGGCUCUGUGCCAGAAUUCUCCAUUCCAGGUACUUCAGUGCUGACUGUAUCAGCAACAGAUGCUGACGACCCCAACACAGACAACUCAGUGCUGAGCUACUCCAUAACAGCUCAGGAGAGCUUUCCACCUUUCAGCAUCAACAAGACCAUGUUUGGCAUCAAUAAUACAACAGGAGUGAUCUACACCCGAGAUGUGGGGCUGGACCGAGAUGUGGUGCAGUCGUUCCGGCUGACCUUACAGGUGGCCGACAUGUCUGGAAUGGGCCUGACCAGCACAGGACGAGUCAUCAUCCACAUCAUAGACAUCAAUAACCAUGCUCCGCAGUUCAACCCUAACAUGUACACAAUGUUUACCAUGGAGAAUAAAGUGGGAGAGGAUAUAGGUAGAGUGAAUGCUACAGAUAAAGACGAGAAGAAUGGCAACAACUGGAGGAUUACUUAUUCCAUUAUUAAAGGAGAUUCUUCUGGCAAUUUUGCCAUCCGGACAGACCAUGUCACCAACCAGGGAAUUAUCUCUGUAUUGAAGCCCCUGGACUUCGAGUCACGGGUUGAGUACCAGCUUACUCUGAGAGCAGAGAACGAAGUGCCUCUAAGUAUUAAAGCUCCAUAUGAACGGACCAGCACUGCUACCAUCACCAUCAGAGUUCUAAAUGAAAAUGAAGCUCCACGUUUUUAUGCAAACCCCAUUGAGGUGUCUGCCCCAGAGUCCACUGAACCAGGAACUGUCCUCAUCUCCAAUGUUGCUUAUGAUGCUGAGAAUUCAAAGCUCAGAUUUGAAAUUACUCAAGAUCCUGAGAAAUGGCUCUCGAUCAACCGUGAAACUGGAGAGAUUUCAGCCAGGAAGACCUUCAACAUCCGCUCCCCACAUGUCAAGAAUAACAAGUACAAGGCAGUAGUAAAGGUCGCAGACAUGGAUGCGGGUGGUACUUCCAUAAUGGCCUCUCUGGAGAUCACACUGUGGGAGACCAAUGACUUCCCUCCUGUGCUUGUCCCUGUGAGUGGCAUUGUGUGCAGUAACAGAGAGAGACACCGACUCGGCCUGCUGAUCAGUGCUGUAGAUGAUGACCUCGCCCCUCAUGCAGACCCCUUCACCUUUGACCUGACUGAUGGAGACCUGGCAUCCAACUGGACCAUCAUACAGCUUAAUGAGACCCAUGCAAUGCUGCAGCCUGUGAUAGAUAUAGACCAGGGGGAGUUCUCCAUCCCCAUUACUGUAUCAGACUCGGGUUCACCUUCUCUCUCCUCCAGCGCACUAGUGAAUGUGACAGUGUGUCCAUGUGACAGGGCUGGACAGUGUAUGAGUGCCACAGCUGCAGCCAUUUUUGGAGCUAAAGUGGGCAUCAACUUUAUUGCCCUUAUAAUCAUUACAACCAGCAUUGCUCUUCUAUCAUUGUUGCUGUUCCUUGCUGUGGCUGUGAGGAGCUGCACCAGGCCCGGCAAUAAGAAAGGAGGAGGCCUGCUGAUUGCCGAAUCAGAUGAUGAUGUGCGUGACAAUGUAUUCAACUACGAUGAACAGGGCGGGGGAGAGGAGGAUGAGGAUGCCUUCAACAUUGAUCUCCUGAGGACCCCUAAUGACAUGGGUUUUCCCCCAGAAUCCUUCAGUCAACUCGGAUCUGGUCUUCCAAAAUGGAAGCAGCCACUUCGAAAGGACGCGCCAUACAAUCUACCCUCACCUGCGUACCCACGCAAACCUCGAGGAGAGCCCACUGACAUCGAAGAUUUCAUCAGUGAUUGCCUGGAUGUUGCAGACAAUGACCCUAACGUGCCUCCAUUUGACACAGCUCUGAUCUACGACUAUGAAGGAGAUGGUUCUCUGUCAGGCAGCCUGAGCUCCCUCGCUUCCUCUGGCUCAGAUGAGGACCAGGACUAUGAUUACCUUAAUGAUUGGGGACCACGCUUCAAGAAACUGGCCAACAUGUACGACCCACGCUAG